Toxorhynchites rutilus septentrionalis is the source of this 23562-nucleotide messenger RNA. RefSeq names its product poly(rC)-binding protein 3 (gene mub). The coding region runs from base 461 to 1726 and encodes 421 amino acids. The transcript is spliced from 11 exons. The record is from RefSeq and is a predicted model, not a curated record. NCBI's taxonomy places the organism in Eukaryota, Metazoa, Arthropoda, Insecta, Diptera, Culicidae. Gene Ontology annotation, molecular function: mRNA binding. Gene Ontology annotation, biological process: regulation of gene expression; regulation of RNA metabolic process. Gene Ontology annotation, cellular component: nucleus; cytoplasm.
CCAUCGCGUUCGCUGCUGCUGCUGUCUUUCCUGGCUGGCUAGUUUUGUAUUAUCUUUGUUUUGAGCUACACGCUUUCCCACAAAUUUCCUCAUUCUCAGUCAGCCCCAUAAAAAAAACCGGAACACAGGAUAGUUAGUGUCCUCUUUUUGAGAAGAUUCGAUUCUUUCCUUGGCGUUUCCUCAAAGCGUUUUAAUUUACUUAAUCUUCCUGCGUGAAAAUACAUAACCUAACAACAACAACAACAACAACAACAGUACAACAGUGCAGUGAGUGGUGCGAAAAACGUAGCGCGCGAAACUAAAAGAGUGCAAAGGAAACAAAAUAUACGAGAAGCGAAGCAGCAGAAGCGAGAAUAUAGAGCUUUGAGAAGCAAUAAAAGCAACGGAAAAGUUUCUAAAUUUUUAAUUAAUCAAGUUUUUCGCGGAUAAAAGUAUAAAGAGAUACCAGCAGGCAGCUACGAUGGAGGAAGCCAAGGCUAAGCUCACCGAAAUCAACCUGUCCGACGACCCGGCAGUCACGCUCACCAUCCGACUCAUCAUGCAGGGCAAGGAAGUCGGCAGUAUAAUUGGCAAAAAAGGAGAAAUCGUCAAACGAUUCCGAGAAGAGUCGGGUGCUAAAAUCAACAUAUCAGAUGGAUCCUGUCCGGAACGAAUCGUAACCGUAUCCGGGUCCCGAAGUGCUAUCUACAAAGCCUUUACAUUGAUCACAAAAAAGUUUGAAGAGUGGUGUUCACAGUUUCAAGACAAUACUAAUGCACAGGGUAAAACACAGAUUCCGAUCCGUUUAAUCGUACCAGCGAGUCAGUGUGGUUCUUUAAUCGGAAAGGGUGGCUCCAAGAUAAAGGAGAUCCGCGAAAUCACUGGGUGCUCCAUUCAGGUCGCUAGUGAAAUGUUGCCAAAUUCGACGGAACGAGCCGUCACGCUGAGUGGAUCGGCGGACUCGAUCACGCAGUGCAUCUACCACAUAUGUUGUGUUAUGCUAGAGUCGCCACCGAAAGGAGCCACCAUUCCAUACCGACCGAAACCACAGAUGAACGGACCGGUUAUAGUGGCAAACGGCCAGGCGUACACCAUCCAGGGCAACUAUGCCGUUCCAGCACAGGAGACCUGCACAGUAUUUCCACUAGCCAUAGCCGGUGGCUUGCAUGCGGCAGGCAUCUCUGGUUUAGCCGAUCCAUUACUAAAAGGAACACAUCUACAAGGAGCGAUACCUCCACAUCAUCUUCAACCGAUACCUGAUGUUGCCGGACUUGCCAAAAAUCCACUUGCCGGUCUGGCAGCGCUCGGAUUGGCUGGUGCAAUUCCAACAAACACCGGUGGGCUAAACCCAACAGUCUCUCCUCCAUCUGUUGCAUCACCCAUAGCUCUUGCCGCGUUGGCCGGCUCACAGCUGCGGACCAACAACAACCGCAACGUGGCUCAGGUUCAGUCCCAGUCCCACGAGAUGACAGUGCCAAACGAUCUGAUCGGGUGCAUCAUCGGCAAGGGUGGUACCAAGAUUGCCGAAAUCCGCCAGAUUUCCGGUGCGAUGAUUCGCAUCUCCAACUGCGAGGAACGAGACAGCGGCAACACCGACCGGACCAUCACCAUCACCGGGAAUCCAGACUCGGUUGCCCUGGCGCAGUAUCUGAUCAAUAUGAGAAUUUCGAUGGAAACAGCUGGACUACCGAUACCCGGCUAUCACUACAUCGCCCCGAACCACAUCGUGAAAGCGCCCAUCCACUAAGAGGAAUCCGGCGCCGCCAAAUCAUCAGCCACACGUCACGGAUGGUCAGACUAGUAAAUCUCCAGCAUAACAACACUACCGUGGAACCCAUUUUGGCGUGAUAGAAGAAGAUCUCAUAGAACGGCGAACAACAACAACAGCAUGGGUGGGUUGAAGAGGGAAGGUCUACCCACCCGAUUGGGGGUAGUUUUAUUGUUUCGCAAAGCAAAACAAUGUAACGCAAACGCGAUUGGUGCCAAAUGGUUGGGUGCGUUUUAAAUUGUGUACGAGAAAAAGGAUCAGCAAACGUGAAUGUAGUGUCCUAUUUAUUUUAACUGUAUUUAGAUCAGACAUGUUCUCUAUCGCUAGGUUUUAAUAUGUUUUGUACAAUGCUUUCGCAUAUUGUUGUGCUUUGUUCUAUUUAAUAAUACAAACGGCGCGAGUGAUGUUAACAAAGAAAACAGAACACUCAAAUGCGGUGGAAGUUUAUCAUUAAGUCCAGCAAAGAACAAUGCAAACGCAGUGGAGGGUAAAUGAGGCUCCACUCAUCCAGCAACCAAAAACUGAUACAGUAUUUGGCUGAUAACUGGACCGGGAAGGGGGUGUAUAUCCGCAAAUAAAAUAUUCACAUUUGCAACAUCAACAACAACAGCAGCAAAAUCACAAGUGCGUGGGAAUCAACCGCAAAUCCAUUGUAAAAAAAAGAACACUUUAACACAUUCUCACGCAAGAGGAGCCACACAAAGUGAACAGAGGAUAACAGAUAAAAUAACAGGCAAAAUAUCGGAGAUUAAUUCACGCAAAAUAGAGAGUCACUCGAAAAAAAAGUGAAAUACGAAAAAAAAACACACCGACAAAAGGACAGAAACAUAGAUGGGGAACGAGAAACUGUAUAAUCGUCAAAGAGCUUAACAUUCAAUUAUAAAUUGAAUACACUCAUAUUUUUCCGUAUCUGAUAGGCACAGUAACACAGCAUAGCAGCAGCAGCAGCAACACACCAGAUGGGCGCAUAUCGUAUGGGUGUCAGGAUUAAAGUAUGAUAGACGGGGUUUUCCUCUCGAAUUGGUUUCAUCUAUUUGGUUGCGACAAUUGUUGCGUUUCGAUCGCGAUUUAUUUAUAGUGUUCCAAAUUCCGAGCAGAUACGAGAAAAAAAAGCGUUAUGUUUAGUUUUUAACUUGCUUUCAGAAAGCAGCCAAGCAGUGAUUUUUACGUUUAGUGCGAUAAAAAAUCAGAAACAAAGCAGGAGAAAAAAAAAAAGAAAAAAUUAGCUUUAAAAGUUUGGUUUGGAAUCAACGUUAUUAGGAUGCUCUCAUUUCGUUUUGCUUUAAGAUUAGAGUUAGUUUCGGUAGUGGUAGUCGUUGUGGAUCGUUCGAAACAACAGAAUGCGCUAGAACAUUGCAAGUAGAUCAUAAAAGUAUACGAUUAAGGGAAGAAAAAACACAUAUUUAUCGUACAUAUCGUUUUAGGAGAAUCGGGGAGAGUAACGAUCGGGUGUGGAGCACACAGGAGAGUUAAUGAUUAUAUACAUAUCGUUGUUUUCGAGGCCGAAUUCAACAGCAGAUAGAAGGUAAUCGGUUUGGUGUGUUAGGCAUUGCGGAUUAGAGGAUUAGUAGGAGUGGAAAGUCCCUAAAAAGAAGAGCUUCAACGCACGCUCUAGUUAUGAUAGGCUCAGCCGGUUUCCGUCGGAUUGGUGGCGAUUGGUGGUCUCAUUUUUUUCGGAUGCUAAAUUUUUUCUUAUAUUUUUGGUGAAACUUCGUUUUUACAUAUUGCAAAAUGCCAUUAUUCUGUAAUUUAGUUUACACAAAGAUUUGGCUUCAUUUACUUCUCAAAUAUAUCGCUACAAUACGUAACAAUCAGUUUAUUCAUCCUUAAACAAUUUGCACAAUCCAUUGAAUUAUUUCGAAAAAAAAUAUGAAAAUACGUUUUAUUGAUAUUGAGUUCAUUUCUCCAUCAAUGGAGAAGAAUUCAGUCAAUGGAGUUUAAUAUGAAAUUACGUAACCUAAUCAGUUGCCGAGAUUAAAUAUUUCAGAAAUGGUUGAUUCAAUAUUUCGGGUUCAUGGUUCCAACAAUGAUUUUAAUAUAUAUUUCCAAUUAAUAUACUCACGGAACUAGUUUGAUAACAAAGAAUAGCAGAAAAUAUUUUUUUUUUAAAAAGCGACGUGGAAAGAUAAUUUUCAGAAACCUUAUAACAUUUGGAAAACCUGACAUCUCGCGUGGUUCGGCAUCGCUGGCUUUCGCACUUGAUCGGGGAAAAAGAAAAGUGAGAAGCCAGUUGUCAAUUCUCGUCUUAGGAACAGUGUCUUAGAAUAUCAACAAAUAUUCACGAGUAACGAAUAUGAUUUUAUUUCAGUGUAAAUGACUUUUUUUUUGCUUCAAACACACUGUCCUCAUUAUAUUGAUGACAAUAACAAACGAGUUCAUUUUGUUCGUAUCGCUGAUGCAUGAACAAAUUUGCUAUAAUGAAUGAAUGCGGCAUUGAGUAGGGUUCCUAACUUCGCUGUUAUUUAUACUUUGAAUAUCAAAAGCAACAAAUUGAUAUUCAGCACAUUCGAAAUGAUUUUCGUUCUGGCAUUGAUUUUGACUCAAAAUUCAAAAAAAAAAAAAACUCAGGCUGGACCAUUCAGAGAACUAAAACGCCAGAAUUAGAUGAAACGAACUUUGCAAGAAAUCGCGCAGGAUUUUGUUUGGCGAGACGGUAACAACGGCAUCGCGAACGAUCGCCGUAUUGCAAUUGAAUAACAAUUGCUUCUAGACUCGAUGGUCAAAUGGAUUACAUAUUAUAAUCUUCUUGUUGCCUGCGUUGAUUGGGAAGGACUCAAGCAGCAGUACAGUCCGACCUAAAUAAAAUCCAACCGCACACGGCUGCCUCAGGUUAAAAGUAAACAACAGCUGAUAUUCUUUUGGCUAAGAUGGAAUUCAAUACUGGCAUCUUGAAUAAUCAAGGUAAAAAUGACACUUGGUGGAAAAAUAAACCUCAAAACAUAUUGAAAAACAAAAGUUCAUUUGCUCAUAUUCACUGGUUGUGUUGAUCUGUUAUUUUGAUUUUCGUUUGGAAUAUAUAGAUUUUCGAUGCAACCUAGCCCAAAAAUCUAAGCAUUUGAGCUUAGCGAAGAUGAUUUUUUUCAACACUGCUUGGGAUUCGACUAGUUCAGAUGCUGUUAGUUGCGUUCUUGAUCCAAACCAAUAUGAUCCAUUACUCAGAUCAUAACAACAUGCAUGAUGUGUGCUUUUUAACUAGUAUUGAAUUUCUGGAAUUAAAAUACAGCUAUGUCCUACAAAGACUUUAUAGCUAUCGAUCGGUUCGCUAUUGCUAUUUGCGAUGAUGACAUUGAGCUUCGUUUUUCCGAAAGAGGUUCCCUUAGUCUGAACGGCUCCAAUUCCAGGACCCUCUAUUGAUUGAUUGGCCUUUUUCAAGGCUAGAGGGGAAUGAUUUUGUAUAAUAGAAAAAAAAGUAAUUCAAUUAAUCAUUCGCCGUUUCGGUGGGUAUAGUGACACGUUUAUGCACACUUUUUGACGUGGGACUACGUCUAACGUCUACGUCUACGUCUACGGAAUAUGUGGGGGGUAAAAUGAAAACCUAAACACAGAACAUGCAGGAAAAAAUGAAAGAUUCCGAAUGCUUAUAACUCGAACAUUUCUUAGUGGAACGGAAAGAUGUUUGCAUCAAUUGAUAGGGAAUAUUUCUACGCAUCUAUCGCAAUUAAUAAAAUGUUAUUUUUCAUUAGAUAAACAGUUGAAUAACUGUAAAAUGUGAAGCGCCCUAACUGCCUCGUUUUGAUUGGUCCGAUUUACGGUUUCCCCAACACAGCCAUCAUAACCAAGCAGCCUUGUGAAAAUCGGCAUUGCAAAUACAUGAAAGUAUGGGGACUUUUGUUCUCACCGAAAUGUGUUCCCUAACACAGACUUUAAAACCAAGAAGCGUGGGGAGGAAAUUGGCAUUGCAAAUACAUGCAAGUCGAGGGCAUUUUUGUUCCGAUGAAAAUGUGUUUGCCUAACACAGACUACAAAACCAAGGUGUCUGGGGAAUCGUUUUUGCAAAUAAAUGCGAACUGCAACGAGUACUAGAUUGCAUUUGUGCAGACUAGAAUAUGUUUCCUUAACACGGUCUUCUAAACUUAGGAACCUGGGAAAAUCGUGCAGGCAUUAGAGUUGAAUGAACUUUCAAGUUUGAAGCCUCUAUAGUAUAAAAAAAUAGAAGUUGAAGUUGUUGAUUCAUGCAAGCCGGGGGUACUUCUGCACCCGCAUGUUUUUUUUUGCACUACGAAAAGUGUUUUCCUAACACGGAUUACAAAAGGUACGAAAACAAAGCUUUAGCUCGGUUAUUCAAGAUUGUAUUGAAGGAUAUGCCUUCAUACCUUCUGCUCACUGAUUUUCUAUGCAUACCAAUUGAUGAUUGGGCAAAAUGCUGAUAACGAUUUGCUGCGAUAACGCCUAUUGAUUGAACAAAAUGCGUUCGACGUACAUGUCAAAAUCGAAACUGAAUGCCUGAAGUUAAUCAAAUCAAGCAAAUUCGCGGUUCGAGAAGUACGUACACUUGAGAGAUGCAAACUUCAGAGGGAAAUGUAAAAUAAAAUAAUCGUUUGUUAAUUCUUCCGUUCACAUAUUUUGUCCUAGGCAUCAUACCAAUCGUAAAAGAACUGUCAUUAAAUUUACUUGUAACGAAGAACAUAAUCUAUCGCAAUGCAUGAAUUGACCUUACAUGGCAUUUAUUCAAUCUCUCUACUCACAAAGCAAAUAUAUUGAAUUCAACUAAAUUCGGAAAUCGUUUCAUUCAAUCAAAAAUUUAAUCAAUACAAACAAAUAAUUGCUAAGCUAAGGUAGUCCCACGUCAACCUUGCGGUUGUUUUGUUUUUAUGCUCACAAGAUGUCGUAGACGAUUCGAACUUGAUAUUGUUUAUUCCAGCCACAAUCAGGUACUGCCGCUGGAGUUUUAUCGUGAUCAUAUUCAUAUUUUCCAGCAAUUGACAAAUACUAAAAAAGUUUUUCUAUUCCAAGUAUAUCUCCGAAUGACUUGAUCAUGCAUUUUUGGAACAUAUCGGGAGUGCUACAGAUACCUCAGGAUACUUGGAUUCAACGGUAUCGACCAAAUGGUAUAUUGAGAGUUGGAAGAUCAGAAAUUUGUGCUCCCGUGGUCGAGUGGUUAGCGUCACGUCUAACAUGUCGGGGGUUCGGGUUCGAUUCCCCUUCUGGUCGGGGAAUUUUUCGUCAAAGAAAUUUCUCCGGCUUGCACUGUGGUCACGCAUAUUCUAGAGCUUGCCACUCAGAAUGCAUGCAAGGCGUGUUAUUUGGCAUAGAAAUCUCAACUAGUAAACUAGUAUUAGUAAAAAUGACGCAAGUAAGUUUCUGACGGCGAAGUUUCUCUAGGAACAUUAGUCCCAUUUAAGAAGAAGAAGAUCAGAAAUUUCACUAUCCAGCCCUAUUUGCUACAGUCAAAUACGAAGAUCUAGCAUAGAAAAAACACGCUUACCAAGCAAACGUCUAAGGUUGUCGUUCACUUCUUCUUCUUCUUUCUUUGUUUUUAAGAGGCUUUAAACUUUGCAGUUCAUUCGCCUCUAUGUCGUUCACUUGAAGUAAGAGAAUGUACGAAGGUUUAGGGUUUGAACACAUAAGCAACUAUGCAUUGGGGUUUUCGACAUUCUGAAUAUUGUUAACCCACUCAGUCUGGUGGUUAACUGGGCUAAUAAUUUCAUGCUCAACCUUCGAACUAAUCUUUAACUUUUGACGAUCGUGUAAGUUGAGCGGAAUACGUUUCGUAUAAUGCAGACAGUGAGUGGCAUUUUUCUUCAACAUAAUGAAACAAGCGCCAGUAAAUUUCCCCAAAAAAUCAAACACAUCACUGAUUUGGCCAAUAAACAAAUCACUAUUUGGUGGAAAUUGUUCGACCAAUUGCACCAACAUUAACGACUAAAAAUAGCAAUGACUGUUCGUCCGUGUCAACACACGAGAGUUCAACUCAACCACGAAAAACGAUCUUAUUUGAAUCAUAAUAAAUUACAUUUAUGGAAAUAUCAUUAACAACGUCUCGAUUAGCUUAGCUGUCAUCCUUGGUGCAGAUAGUUUUGUUAAUGUCAUGCGAAACCAAAUCACACACACAAAAUUCCUGAACGUUUAUUUUCUUGGUGAGCCGAUGAUAGCCCAGUUUAAUGAUUCCCCACCCAAUUGUGUAGUUCAGAACCGUCAGUGGCGUCAGUUUGAUGUAAUGAUUGCAAUGCCAGAGACCAAUCUGUAAAGAAGACAUGUGAUGACGCAAAACAAGGAAGAACAAACGAUGUUCAUGAGAUUCAAUAUUUAUGCUCUAAGCAAAUAUUCCCCUUCGUCCUUCUUCUUCUCCUCUUCUUUGUUCAUGGACACUUUUAAUCAUUCCCUUUCGUUGGUCGCCGACAAGUUGCUCGUUAUUGACAGCAUGGGUAGGGAAUCUCACGAAUGGCAAAUGUAUGGGAAAAAGGAAAUGCUUCUAUUUUUCAUCAAUUUAAAUGCUUCUAUUUUUCAUCAAUUUAUACGAGGGGAUUGUAAUAUAUAACAUUAAAAACAAAUCUUAGGGAAUUUCCGAUUCGUUUUGUAUGUAAAUCGUCAAAAUCCGUUCGCAAUAAAAAUAAUUAUUAAGCUUCGUAGUCGCGAAUACCGAAAAUGAAUACUCAUAGUUGGUGAGAAAAAUUGCAAAUUGGUGGUAGGAGUAAUUAAACUUUUUAUUUACAAACUGUAAACAUACUCUAAGUAUGUAAACCUAUAAAUGGUGUAAAUAAUAUUCCCACGGAUGUGAAGUACACAUUCACAUACACUGAUUUAUUGUCUAGGAUCGCCGAUAUACAAACGAUAUCAAUACCAGUCGCCACCUAUCCAUCGCAAAGAGUUCACUGAAAAGAAAACCGACUCCGGGGCAAGAGUACAUAUUGAAUUAGGAGAAAUUAAAGAAAAGUGAAAUGAAAUUAACCACUUAAAAUGUAAAUCGAAAGUGCCAACUUUGUUAUUACAGAAAUUAGCAGGAUUCAAGCUUUGAUAACACCCGAUGAUACACGCGUAAUCAGUAGUAUAUGCUAGAAAGACUCGGAAGAACAGAUGCCGAUGCCGCUUAUUAAUUUUCAACAGUAUCGCGGUUGAAGAUUCACCAACAGCAGUAGUGAAAAAAGAUUGCAAAGAAAGUGAACUAAUCAAUGGCUUCUUCGCUAUUGAAUCACUCUUCCCAACAGAUGAGAUGAUGACUAUGAGUCGCUGGAAGGCAGGUUACAGGACUAAGCGAGAACACAAAUAGAUUAGCAGCUGCUUGUGAGCCAGCCAGGUGUUUGUUUCAGAAGGAAAAAAAAUUAGAGAGUACACAGUGAGAUGGGUAAAUAUCAUUCUUUCACGAGAGUUCACAGCUGGGCUAUUCAGAGUGGAUGCGGAAGCAGCAGAACACAGUUUCACCGGCCAUCGUGAGAGGGCAAGGACAACAGAGAGUUGAAAAAGCGUUAUAUAUUUUGUAUAAACUUAUUUAGGAAUCCAAAUGCAUUCGAGUGCGAAUGAAAAUUAAAUGAUAGAAAACAAAAAAAAAAUCUUUUGUGAAAGCUUAUUAGCGCAUCAAAGUAAGAAUAAACAUAAAAAAAUAAACAGGGUGAAAAAGUGACAGAAUAGCUCUAUCAUAACCACAAGACGAUUGAGAUUUGUUUCACUAUCGAAUAUACUCUUGUAGUAGUGUUGCCCGUGGAGAAAGUAUUAACUUAGUGAGAAGCUCAAGUAGAUCGAAUUUAUUUAACCCUAAAGACUAUCAAGUUUUACCCUUAAUAUUAUCCUAGACACGAUUGGAGAUUGAAAACAAGAAAAAAAAAACAAACAGAACAACUUUAACAACAAUCUUUGAGCACAGAUCGCAACCCUAAUACAAACACACACACAUAUAUUGUAAAGUGGUUGACCGGAUCGAGUUCUUUAUCAUUAUCCCACAUAUCAUAAUAAUCUAUGUGAAUCCCUUUUUCCUCGUGAAAGCAAAAAUAGUAGCAGUAGUAGUCCUUUUUGCUUCUCUCGUAACGGCUCUCGGUAAUCAAUCUCCGAAACCGGAGUGACGCCCGGAAAGCAUAUGAAAGCAAGUGGAAACGAAAUAAAUGUAAAACAAAACAACAACAACAACAAUCUUCUUACCUGACGGAAGGAAGAGGAAAAUGGUUCAAUUUGGUUUCGCAAGAACAAAUAAUAGAUCGUAAAAAUAUAUUGUACAAAGUAAGCAAUUAGAAAAAAAAAACAGAAGCUAGAUUAGAGAAAGAAAAUCCGCGGAGAUGUAGAGUAACGCAAUUGAGACAACUUGACAAAACACACAUUGUACACGAUUUCAUGACGCAGAUUUCAGCCCCGAAACAGUGCAAACGAUAAUCAAGUCGUCGCAACAACAACAUCGUAAAAUCUAGUAAUGAAAGCCGGCAAAAAUCACGCUGUCAUGAUAGAGUUAAGUUUAAUUAGAUUCCCACGUUUACUGUUGGGUGUGCCAUUCAUUAUCGGUCGAGCUGCAGAAAUUAAAAACAAAAUCUCGACAGUUGAUAAAAAAACCAAAACAGUGCACCAGCAAUCAGCAAGCGCGGAGGUACAUGUUUUACCAAUUAUCGUGAAAUAUGCACAGUUAAUGAAAUAAUGCCCGUGAUGAUGCAGUGCGAUGGAUAAUCUAUUUGUUGCAUAAUAGUGAUGAAUUGAUUCCGUGAGUUCGCAAACAAUACAUGUUUUGUCCGAAUAAGUAAUGUGGGUGAGUUGAUAAAAAUCAACCGUUUAUCGGUCAGACCGAUACAAUCAUUGGAAGUGUUUCAAUAUAGAUUCUUUCCAUAUAGAUAUAUAUCAUAGUUGCGCUAUUCCAGAAUGUAUUUCAAAACAAGUCGCUUCGGGUAUCAUCAGAUUGAUCACUCACGAUAUUUCAUUGUUUCACAAUGAUAUCAUUGACAUUACUUAUAGCGUGGAACAUGUAUAUAAAUUAUGAGUGAUUUAAAUUUGUGAAACACUAGAUAUCAAAAGAAAUGAUAAGAAUGUUUUUUUUCGUCGGCUAAUUUUGUUCGAAUACCAUGGUGGCCAUCCAAUUUCAAUUUUUGAAUUCCCGCAUUUUUUCCGACUUUUUCCCGCAUGAUUUCACGAAAUUCCCGUUUCGUUAGUUAAAAAUUGAUUUUUGAAACCCGAAUUGCAAAUGUUUUUUUUCUUUAUGUUUCCAAGUUCGGCAUGUGACAGAAAAUUGGACGGUGUAUAUCUCAGCAACAGAUUUUUGCUUGGAUAUUGGAUUCAGGAGAUACGGACGGAAUUGUUUCUGGAAUAUAUGUAUCUGGGACCUGAAUCGCUUUCGAACGUAUCAGAUCCACCCCACCUCUACUUACUCCGGAUUCAAAAAGUUUCAUUUAUUAGAAUAACUGAUCAGAACUUCAUUGGUCACAUCCAAACAUAUUCCGAGCAUUUCCCGGAUACCUUCUAUGAUCAGUUCCUGAGUUGACCCUAAAAUCCAUAAGAAAAUUACACAGAAAAUCUAUAUUGUUAAAAAAACGCUGAAUAAAAAUGCUUAGCAGGAAUAGGAGCAUAUGAGACGAGAUGAAACAAAUAACACAAAGUAAGUUAAUGACCCAGAAUCUGACUUCUUUUUCUUUAAAAUGCGUCCAAUUUUUACCCCAGAGCCUUGCUUUAUUUUAAGGACAUGUUUAACCCGUAUGCUGGAUCUACAUUUCAUCUAUCAACUACUAUUUUUUUAAUCAUACGAAUGUUUCUAUUGGAUGCCAAAAGAAAACCAUGAGAGAAAAGAAGUUGAAUUAAACGUAUUAUGUUUAUUGAGCGUUAUUACAAAUCCAGUUCAUUUUUCAACACUUUUUGAGCAUUUAAUUUUCUCUAUCAUCAAGACUGCAUCUCUCUGGGUGUCAACCAACAUCUCCGAGUUUCUGGCCUCGUUCGUGCUAUUCGAAGAAAAUCCUCUUUCUUCAAUGAUGCAUUGCCAUGCGAUAGGUUCAGAACUUUUUUCACAAACAAGGUCAAAAUUGGAAGCUCCUUCUGCAACUGAGCAACAAUUUCCAUCCAAGAGUUAUGCAAUCUUUGAUCUUUUAUUUGAUAUGCAGAUAAUUUAAUUUCAGCAGAAGACGUUGGUCACAAUUGUCGACACUCAUUCUUUAUUUUAUCUGCAUAAAGACCGGGCAAAUGCUGUUUAUCGACGAAUACUUCCAAGCAUAACUUCGUCCGUUUCUUCGCUAUAUCCGGAAUGUUGAAAAUCAUAUCCGGGUUAAUACAAGUUAAGUAACGAGUGCGAUAUGUUAAAGGAGAUUGUAUGGACAAUUUCUUUAAAAAUCCACAGUAGAACUCACGAUAGCUGGUACGAAAUAUUAGGACACCUUCAUCAGAAAUUUUGCGGAAUUCCUUGCUUGUUGAUUGCGGAUUUCGUUGAAAAUCCAAUAUUAAUACUUCCAGGUAGCAGUAGAAUGGUUUCUGUGAGGUGAUUUACAUUUCACUUUCAGUCGUUCGGAUUUCAUAAUUUUCUCCAUAACAGGUCUCACAAGUCCCGUUAGGUCAUCGAAACGGAAAGGUGCCUCUGUCUGACAUUCUCGCAAAAACUAUUUAACUGUCGAUGCUGCCGUAACACAAAAAAUCAAUUUUAGUUCCAACAGCCUAUAUUCCAUAGCAUGUGCGACAAUCUCGUACAUCUUUGACCGGAAAACUAAUGCAAAACUCCGUUUAAAGUUUGGAUGCCUUUCCUUAAGAUUAUUCUUCUCUUGUUUCCUUACCUCGCCGACAGGAUUUUUUGAAAAACAAAGAUUCACACUGCUUAGAAAGUCGUAAUGCGCUAAAACGCAUGCAGUAAUUUAUUAGAGAGCCGAAAAUAAACACUGCGCCAAAAAAAUCCCGACUUCGUGGAACAAUUCCCGACUUUUCCCCGCAUUUUUCCCGAUGUAUUUUGAUUCCCGACUUUUCCCCGCAUUUUUCCCGAUGUAUUUUGAUUCCCGACUUUUUCCCGCAUUUCCCGAAUGGGUGGCCACCCUGGAAUACCCAUACAUCUGGUUUCAUGGUAAUUUGCUACUCAGUCCAUAUUCGAUUACAUGUUUUAGCCAAGAUAGCCAGUUUCGAAUGGUGGCUUAACCCAUGCGUAACCUUGGGUAAAGCGGAGGGGUGCCACGGGUGGUGGAAGAGGACAGAUAUGAGCAACUUUUCAACAGGCGCUGCAAUGCACUAUUUCACGAUUAUAAUGAAUCAGUUUCCAUUAGAUGUUUCUCUACAGGAUAUUGUAUAUUAAAAGUGAUUAGAGCCCUUUCUGCGAGAUUUUAUGUUUCCAUGUCACAGGAUUUUUCGGGUCCCAUUGAAAAUCUGGCUUACAAAAGCUUGUCUGCUAAUAUUCGGGUUCGAACCAUUUGCAUUAUCCAACAAAUUCAAUGUUGAUCCUAUCUUCCUUCAUUCACUAACAUCCAAUGUUGAUAAUAUCUUCGCGAUUCGUAACGCCACAUUUACUUGAAAUUGGCGCAGGUCGGACCCAGGAACUUCCAAAUUCACUUUUUUUGACAAAUCAUCAUUUAUCAAUUAAUUUACAUCAUUUCAUGAUGUACCCUAUCCACGUUGUGUAGUGGGCGCGAUUUCUUUGCCUCGCAUUCGACACCAGACUGGGAGAGUGCACGGUAUGUGAUGUGUUUGGGAAGGCAUUUCGACAGCCGUUUUUGAUAUUCUGUUUCUUUUACGAGUAGAUACUCGCAAUUCAUUUGCAUCGUCAAUAUUGCACGAAUGCAACAGCUCGAAACAUAAUAACAAUUUUCAACUUCGACAAAAAUAAUUUCGAAACAUGAAUCCGCAGCAGGAGAUUUUCAGAUUUUUGAAAGUUGAAACCAUAAGGACAAAGUGAUAAAAAUGUUCGUACAUAAGUAUGUCGGAACUUACUCAAACAGUGUAAGUAGCUUGUGUUGACUAGGAAACUUAUUUCCCUGGAUUUUUGUUACUUUUCGGAAUCUUGCCGUAAGGCCUCUCUUAUGGACUAAGCCCCUAGGCUUAGGCAAAUCUCGACUAGGGCAGCCAGUAACCCUUCAGAAUCCAACGGCUCCAGAAUAGUCCUUCCGAGUGAAGUAAGUCUACUCAGAUAGACGAAACCACAUCGGUUAUCUGCCUGCCUAUUUACUACAUAAAGUUCAUUCCAUGGUUUCCAUCCUUCGCUAUCGUUAUAGGGGCUCAAUUUGGUGAAGAUUUUACGACCUAACUAUUUGUUGAUUGCCAGCAAAGGAAUCUAUAUUUUCUUGUUCUUAUCCUGCACUACGCCAUCCUCGUGGGAUCCUAAAUAAACAUGUUUGUUUUUUGUCCUAUUCUUUCUAUGCCUUUCUAUGCCUAUGUUAUGUGCAAUAAAGGGCGAGACCUAAACAAAACAAUUUUUAUCGCCUCUCGAGUGGCCCAUACAUCACUCUCGCCUAGGAUGUUAUCAAAACAUACUUUCCACGAAAAAGGUUAAAAAAGUUGGGAAACAUCUAGCUAAUUGCCGGCAAUAAAUAUUCACUUAUAUUCCUUCAUCUGAUGCGCUAUUUCUGGCGCGCUUAUCUUGCUAAGGUAUAUAGAACAAUUAAAAAAAAGGAAACGAAACAUGUGGUUUCCUUCUGCUGGCAUUAUUUUGUUUUUCAAAUGCACGUUGCGCUAAAAAUUUGAUAUUUGAUUACUUUAUUUAAUUUUUAGCCCUGCUAUGUAAGCUGGGUCCGUAACAGCUUGUGUCGGUCAGCAUUGAACUCUUGUAAUGGAUUGAUUAUGACAUCCCCGUGACAUCCGGCGUUUCUCAAGGUAGCCAUCUCCGAUCAUUUCUGUUUCUGUUAUAUAUGAACGAUGUUAACAAUAUUCUGGAAUGAAUUCGGCAGACAUCGUGCAUUGAUUCAUCAUAACUAUGUUCUAUCGGGCACUAGCUUGCAACGGGAAUCAACUGUUAAGGAUUUGGGAAUACUCAUUGAUUCUAAGUUCACAUUUAAGAAUCAGGUAUGAAAGAAUCGUGGUAUCAAAAGCUUCCUCUCGUCUCGGAUUCAUAUUUCGCUUCACUAAAACUUUCAAAAAUGUAUAUUGCUUAAAAGCUUUAUAUUGCUCAUUGGUGCUCUUUUGGAAUACUCGGCUGUAGUGUGGUGUCCAUACUACCAAAACGAGACGAAUCGCAUCGAAGCUAUUCAACGGAAGUUUAUUCGUUUCGCUCUGAGGCAUCUUCCGUGAAAUGACACCAACAAUUUACCCAGCUAUGAAGGCCGUUGUAUGCUUAUACAUCGGGAGCUACUGGAGGCGAGACGCAACAUUGCGAUGGCAAGCUUCAUCGGUGAUCUGAUUCAAGGAAACAUCGACUGCGCUUCGCUGUUAAGUUGCCUUCACAUAAACACCCGCUGUCGUAAUUUACGCUCACAGAUUUUCCUGUAUAUUCGUCCCUCACGAACCAAAUACGGACAUAACGAGCCCAUGUGAAGAGUGUGCCGAAUCUUCUUCAAAAAUAAGUGUAGUUAUCGUAGUGUUCUUAAUUAAUGUGUAUAGUGCAAGUAUAUUUUCUGUCAUUGGGGUGGAUAUUUUACCUGUUGACUAAAUAAAUAUAAUAAUAUGUCGAUGAAUACGUUUAGGAUAUAUUAACCACAACAAAAUAAAAACAGAACAUUUGCGAUUGGUCAUGAAUGGGCAAAAUAUUACGCUUGAAGAAUUGGAUAAAGUGCAUGAGAUUGUAAAUAUUUUUUUAUGUUCUCAUAUCGUACCUAAAAAGCACAGUGGAGCUUUAAUUAUUCGCGGAAUUGGAUGCCAGUAUCGUUGAAAAAGUGUUCAGUCCCGAGAAACUGUUCUCUCCAUGGAUUAAGAAGAGGUUGUUGGUUUGGCGGUACACGAUGUUAUAUCUGCAUCGUAAAUGUAAAUUUGGACGGCUACCUAAACUCUUUGAGAUCGCAGCCUUCUUGCAUUGUUUAGAAUGUUUUCUUCGAGAUAACAAUCACUCCCUGAUCCACAGGAUGUAUCAAGGUAGGAAUCAUACUUUGGGAUGAUUUGCCCGUCAGACGAAUAAAGCACACUGGUAACUGAAUGGGGAGGCGCAUUGUCAAUCAACAACAUAGGAAAAAUGAGUCUGUUGUCGGACUUAAGGCCUAACAUCGUUGCCAUUCUUGAAUUGGGUUAUCGAAUCUUUCAUGGUUGAAUUAUUCAACUGGUGGAUUGUCUGCUUUUUUGGAUAUACCGAUUUUGUAAUGGAGACUCAAAUUUAUGAACUCCCAUGUCGUUACUUCAAAGUGAGAUUGUUAUUCUUCCUUUGAUAUUUUUGUAUUUGGCAUUUAUGGCAUUUUUUGUUAAUACAAAGGCUAAAAUACGAGGAGGAACAAAUGCAUUCCCAGACAAUUUUUGAUGAGCACUUGGAAGCUUUAAGAACUUUGAGUGCCGCUUGACUGUCUUUUUUUUUUUAAAGUUGUGAGAAACUCUCUACCAGACUUAUCUGGGAAGGGUUAACCCAGACGUCGAAUGGGGCUCUCACCCACUGAAACCGAACCCCCUGCUCGUAGCCUCAAUCCCUCCGGGACCACAUCUAGGCGAAUACUUUGGGGCGGCUGUGCUCAUGAUCUUCUCCUGUCUGCAACGCUGAAUAACGUUAUUUAUACCCUUUUUAUCUCUAUUUAUUUCAUUCACGUUCCGUUGUUCUCCGCUACGCCCGUCGAGACGUGUAUCGAUUAGCAAUUGUCCCCCAACAUGUCGCGCAACCCGUCACGGCCUUCCUCGUGGGAUUUAUCUUCUCAACGGAGUACCGAUUAUGUAACGUGCACUCCGUUACAGCUACUCUCGUCGGGUAUGCACCUUCUUCCUUGACACUCGCUCUCUCGAAUCGACCCUCGCAGUGUUCAUAUAUCUACAUACUCAUACACUCCAGAACAUUUAUUGAUACCUAUUUUCGAUCCAUCAGUAUAGCACAUAAUUGAACCAUUACUAACCCUGGGACUACCUUCAUCCCAUACCGAUGGUUCGAUUACACUGUAUGGCAUGUCAUAAUUUGUCCUAGUUUCCAUCCAAUCACUGUUCACUUCUGAGGAUGGUUCAACGGGUAGAAGCUUUCGAGCGCUUUUCUAAGCCUCUAGCUGAAUAUUUUGGUUCGAAGGUAACAGAUGAGGGAGAGUCUCCAUGCCUUUCGGGGUGUUUGUUUAACUUUCUGGUAGCUAUAGUCUCCAUAGUCUUUGGCCACCAUACUUAUGAGGCAUAGUCUAUCCUAAGUCGCACAAUGGCAGUGUACACUUCAUAACCAUUCUUGGUUUAAGGCCCCAUGUUUUGCUUAUCAGAGAACAUGCCCACAGGGUUAUAUUGGCCUUACUAAAAUUUGAUUCAUUUUGGGGACGUCGUAGUCUGAGAGUCCCGGGUUUGUCUCAAUUGCUCUCAAUCCACAGUUUCGAUUAAACCACUUUCAGCGAUUUCGCGAUGUUAGUACCAGACCACGCCGGAUUUUGAAUGUGGGUGCCUAAAACCAAUUUUCUUCUCUCAGCUUCUACCAUACAUAACUUUUUCAAAACAAAACGGAUCAACGUGAAAUUUUUACCGACGAAAGAUACAGAUUUUAUAAACAAUUUGCUGUCAGAAGAUUUCAGAUACGCUUACAACGACCGCUGCUAUAAAAUGCACACUGAUUCAGAAUUCUAACUAAAUAAAACCAUAAUCCAAACGAAGAAACGACUUAUUCUAAUUUCACACUAGACUAGUAUAUCCAAGCACUCCACGGAACCUACUCUUAUUGACGAGACAUGUUACUGUUGGGGAAAUUAAAACGGCGGUUGAACGUACGACACAUUGUACUAAUAGGCUCGUUAUAACCAUAAUUAGUACGAAACGUACGAAUUUGAAGGAAGUCAUGGGUUUCCAGAAUACGACAAGAAAUAUUGAUGUUGAAUUCAUUCAGCACAGCAGGACAGUCGUUUUGAGACAGAGGCACAUCUGAGAGCAGCCUUCGCUACGUUUCGUCUAUUUCUAAGAAGCUCUAGAUUGAUUAAUCACCAACGAUCUUUGUAACUGGGAAAGUUGAAAGAAAAGAUCUAAGGCAAUCGUUACAGAGCAAAGCGUACAAACUUACGUUGAAUUGUUUCUAUUUGUUGUAUGUUGUUUUGAUAGUGUGGAGCCCAUACAAGAAUAGCGUAUUCACAAAUAGAUCGAACCAACGAACAAAACAAAACUUUCAAACAGUGGAUGCCAGACAACUCUUCAGUAGCUCGGGAAAUGAGCUCAAGCACUUCGAAGAUUUGGAAGUAAUGCAAGUCUCUAAAAUUGAGGUUUGAAUCUAAAGGCGCGUCCACAUUAUGCCGAAUGAUGCCGAUCGGCCUGUACCAGGCGGCAUGUUCGGUUCGUUAUGUAAUGUGGACGCCACAUCGGGUGCACGAAGCCGAAGUCUCGUCCGAUGCACGAAGUCGUCACGAACACACAAAGCACAAUGUCGUCAACGCUAAUUUACUUCGUUUUGUUUUGGUUCGACUUUCUCGAACCGGUCCCAUUUGUUUCGGGUUGGGUUCGGUUUGAUUGGUUGAGUUCCCGCUGAAGGAACUGCGCGUCUUCUUGGCAAGUUACGUGAUAAAGAUUUAAGCCAUCUGCGUAGGCUAGUUUGGAACAUGUGAGUGUACAGCUGAUGUCAUUCAAAAACAGUCCAAUGUGACUACCCUUUGAAACACCGGAUGUGACGAAGAAAUGGUUCAGAUAUGAUGACACCCACAGAUGUAGAUUCCGGGAAAAGAGUCUUCAUCAGUAAGUCUCAUACUUCUGAGGGAGUUUUUGUGAGCGACCCAAUGUCCUCUUUAAGGGAACCAAGCCGUUCGAGAGGUCUUCUGCCAGAGUUUUAUUGCGGCUUGCAACGAUUGGGGUAAUUUCAAUGCUUUUGUAGCUAUCUACCCAGAAUUUUCGUUUAGAUCGCCUUAGUUCUCUACUGUAUUCGGUUAGGGCUUUCACGUAUUAAAGCGAUUAGAAUCGGUGAAUGUCGAAUUUCAGCGUGUUGUCUUCUUUCCUGAAAAGGCAAUUUUUCAACUACUUCCAUUUCGCAUGUCAAUGUGAUUAAGUUAUACCGGGAGUUAAUUCUUUACCUCAAAGCCAUUAGUGAAGACGUUCGCCGAUAAAUGCAAAAGUUUACUAUAGAUGCUCAACGCAAGGGUUUUCUUAUAUAUCCCGAUAUAUAAUAUAUCGGAAAAAUGUGGUUCACAUAAACUUCGACGAUGAGAAGGUAAGCUUCGAUGUAAUGAUGUGACGCAUGACUUCGUUCUAACUGUCGAUGUAGGUUUUUCAAAGCACCUCACGCCUUACUGCUGGGAAAGAUAAACGGAGAUCUGUAGGUCCGGAUAUUUUUUUCGUGGGAGUUCCGAUGUUCGAGGAAUUAGGCCGCAGUCCAACAAGGUUUUUUUUGAGGUAUUCGGUAAACAGUACAGGAAUAUGAACAUCGGGUUGAGAUUGAAGUUUAGCUUACCUUGCCUUAGCUGUGCUACCUUAUGUUUAAUUCCUCGGUCAUGCCAUUUAGGGGAUCUUUGGGCGUUUUUCAGAAGCAUAAACGAGUUGUUCAGCCUCCGAAAUUAAAGAGGAGGAUGAGCUGCGAAGUUUGAAGCUUCUCCAAUACAAACAAUUUUAAGUUCCGUGGUUAAAAGUUUGAUUUUUCGUAGCGUAUCGAAUCGGCGAGAAAAGCGACAAGAGGCAAUAAACUUUUCUGUUGACAAAUCGUAUAUUCAGAAAAGUUAAACAAAUCGUUAAGGCAAUGCGUUUCCGGGCUUUCCUAAAAACAUUAAAUUUGUGAUUUGUCGAAACUAUACUUGCCGGAGUUGCGAUAACGAAGGACAUUUAGCUCAAGUGCGUUCUUUAAAAUACAAGACGUCUGGGAAGUAUAAACGAGGACCAAAGGUGACUGUUUUGAGGUCCAAUGAACUGGGAUUACCCCUACCUGUUGAAAUGUGAAUUUGCGGGAAUGGGCAUUCAAUCGUUUUCUAAGUAGACACAACGUUCCAGCAAAUGUCCUGUAACGUUUUCCGAUGAAAGCUGCAGAUGACUAGAUUCUUGAAUUUUGUUGUCAUCGAAAACACGCUCUCUGAUAGAACGGAAACAAAUUAUUGUGGGAAACCAUCAAGACAAAAUUUUUUGAUGCGAGUUGUUGAGUUCAUUUCAACAGGAUGUGCAAGAGGAUGAACUUGAGAUAUUUUAUCGAAAGGAUAAAGAAUUCAGUAGUUCUCUUGUGGGGCUAUCGUGUUGUUGUUCCAGUUAAAUUGAGGAUAAUGUCGUCAGCUGAGCUCCACAUAGUUCACUUAGGAAUCGUGAAGAUAAAAAGCUUGGAUUUCAGCCCAAUUCGUUUGUUUUAGGAAUAAGUUUUUGUAUGGAAAUGAUGCGAUGUAAGGGAAGAAAGAUGGUUACUUACAAUGUUUAUUUUUUCACGGUUUCAAUUGUUUUUAAAAACUAUUAUUCCUCUACACAAUUCUUUUAUUCACUUCAAAGCUGUAGCGCAACAUCAAACACGAUAAAUCUAAAGGAUGAGCCGAGCUGCCGGCUUCAAACUUGACCGAAUCUUCAAGCACUGAUUCAAUGAUUUUCUCAAUCAUUUCACUUUAAUCACCCGUAAUUUGCUCGGAAAAUCAUACCAUCUCUAAUAUUGGCGUUCCAUUACAAUGAACUGCAAGCAAUAUUUCACUCACUGAGCAUCCUUCACGAGCCACAGAUCCCGCUCACGGCUUGAUUCACGACUUUUCACGGGAAGAGGCCACCGAACAUAACAAGACCUUCAAACGGCAAAACGAAGUCUACGAGAACAAACACGGUAUACGCAACGCGUGCCCACGCUCAAUCGAACCCGAGAAACACAAGAAUUUACACGAAAAGCAAUAUUUUCCUGGUCAACAAAAAACCGGACUAAAAUAUUAACUAUUUGCGGGCAUCAACAACAACAACAACAACAACAACAACAACAAAUAACGAUUGCAAUGAGGAUGCACGUGUUUAGUCGAUCGCGAUGUAAUCCACAACGCAGCUGGCUCUGGAAAAAAGACACUCUUCCAUCCUCUAUGGACGGCGUGUUUGUGAAGAGAGAGCGUUCACAGAAAUACACUUGGAAGAUAAAUUGGACAAGUGAUUCUAAACACGCAUAUUGGGAGUGGAAUGGCUUAUCGUGAGUGUACUCUAAGUUAUUAACGGGGAAAUCUCAUUAAGAUUAGAUUGAUAUAUUCGUAAUUAUGAAAUUAUGCGAACCGCAGGAGACUAAAUGAUAUAAGAGUUAAAAAAACGGAAAAAGGGAUCAACAACCAAAGAAAUAAUCUUUAUUAUAUAAAAACAAACUGAGAAAAAUGAAGCAAAGUGUAACACACUUGAUUCAACGGAAGACAUGAAAACAUUAACAGUAAAUGAAACAUGAUUAAAUGUAUAAUUUUUAGAAUUAUAUACUAAUAAAACACAUAUACAGCACUGACAACAAAUGAGAAAAAACAGUAAUGUUAACCUAAUUUGGAAUAUACAGAUUGCAUUGCACACUUCAAACUAGUGGAAAGAUAAACAAGCAGUCGAAUAAUGUUAUGUUACAAAGGUGGAUAGAGGAAGUGCUCUGUUUGACAUGAACAUACAGGGUAAGCAAAUGUAUUUUUGUUUCCAUAGGAGCAAAGUGCUAUCAUUUCAGUAGUUAGGAAAGCUAUGUAGGAUUUUUCAACGAUUUUCGUUUUUUGUUUGUUCUAAUCUCAACAAAACGUGUUUCUGUUACUGUCUAGUUUGUAUUGUUUGAGGUUGAAAUUAUUCACGGGAAAGGCAGACGGGAAGAAUGUUUGAUGGACAUCCAACCGAAACAUUUAAAAAAGAAAGGAAAAAAAAACUAAAACAACUGCUGAAGGAAAUACAAUUAAGCGAGUAGACAGAAAGACAUGUGAUGAAUUUUUCUUACAAAAAUAAUUCAUUUCGUUUUUCGCUAGAACGCAUAAAGGGCUGUGAUUUUAGUGGUAGAAAAUUUGUUGUUUAAAGUGAAGUAAAUUUUGUUUAUGACUCGAGAUAUAGCGAAAGAGAAGCUAAAAACAAACGUGGAACAACUAACGCUAACAAAAAAGAGAAAUAUUAAGAAAUUAUUUUUAAAAAAAAGGAAUAAAAGACAAAAACGAGCCCGUCUUCUGGUACUCACUCUCUCGGGAUGGGCCAGGCAGGCAGGGCUUCGUUUAGAACUAAGGUGCUCUUAUGACUUAAAACUAGAUGAAAAAGUGCAAAUAUUAUCUUCACCAGCAAAACACCUAACAAAAACACACAAAACACUUCUACUUCAGAGCAGCGCGUUGAAGUUACAGGAUUCCACAGUCGAAUAUCCAGACCGCCACACUCUCUCUUUCCGGGUACUGUAAAGAUUACUAUAAAUACCAUUGCCGCCGCCGCCAACGCCAAGCCCAGCAAUAACAAUUAUGAACCAUAUUCGGAGUUAAAUGGCAAUCAAAGAGUCAAAAAACAUGGUUUGUUAACACAUACAAUCUAAACCACGUCCCUUUAUGUGUAUUUUCAAAUGCUUUUACAACUUUUUUCAAACUGUUGCUUCUCGAAAUCUAUAAUUUUUUUUUAUGAUUUAAUUUUUUAACUCAGGAAUUUUUUUGUUUGCUUCCUGGAGCAGUCACUUUCGUUUUUGCCUAGCGUUCGAGCAGUAAGUGAACCAUAUUAUCAAAGUAAUGGAGCAAAUAUAGAGUGUGAACACAAGCACACACACAUAUGAGUAAAUGUUUCAAACAAUUUCAAGCAAACAAAAAAAAACAAUAAUUAGAGGUCUUCCCAGUAUCUGACCCUGACAAAGAGAUCCGGUUUGGCAACGCCAAACUCAAGCCAAAUUAUGUUAAAAUAAAAGUAACAGCAUAGUGUUUAUAGUUUUCAAACAUACUUGCAUUCACACAUGUAAUAGCCCCACACCGGACCACAAUGUAUAAUCCGAGCAAAUGUGGGGGAAAGAAACAUUAAUAUCGCCAGACCCCGUUUUUGCCCAUCCCUUCCCAGUGUGAGGUAUCGGUAAGAUUUCGUACUAGAAAACCCCGGUUAUUCUUUAAAUAGAACAGGAAAAAUAACUUUAAAACGUUGCGUAUAAUCUUUCCUCCCGACACGAAUGAAGCAAGUAUACAAAACAAACAAAAAAAGUAUAUAACUAAAAACUGUGUGCCAAAUUUAAGUGAAAUAAUGAAACUAUAAUUAUCUCCUUGAAUGCUUAUUGUUUAGAAAAACGAGAGUAGAUCAAGUAAAAACAACAAAAAGGGAAAAUAUCUAGUUUGUUAAUGUUUAGUGAACUUGAGAUUAAAGUUAGUUCUUUUUUAAACUAAAUAAAGCAAUUAUUAUUAACUAGUAGUAAAAAAACAGAGAGGAGAAAAAACAUACAGAUAAGACAGUUCAUUGUAUGAGAAAACGGAAAUAGUUAUUGCUCAUUUUUACUUAUUUAUAAUCGUAGUAGGUCACAGAAAUUCAUUCACAAACACUCUGUCACACACGUGCAUAUCUAGCCAUUCACCGGUACGUAAACACUCACUCACACACACGCAUAUGAAUAUAAUGUUUUAGAUACGAAAUUGCAUGCAACAAAUUAGUUCAAGUUUAAUGUGGGUACACACAGAAACACAUAUUACAAAAUGACUAAAUUACAAAAGAAAAGGCAUUAGGUAGAUGCAAGCAGAAGAGCAAAAACGUGGUUCAUAGUAAAACACAAUUGAGACUGAUUUGAUUUCGAAAUUAUUAUAAUCUUAUGUUAAGUUUCAAACCUUGUAUUGAUCAAUUUAAAAUUGACACACAAAAAAAAUCAUUCGUGCUAAACGUAAUCUUUCUUGUUUUGUUUGUUCAAGCGACAUAUAUUUUUAACAUUAUUUUACAUGGUAAUCAAACUAAUUUAAGUGUCUUAUUAUGUUAGUAAAACUUUGAUUAUACUAUAUACACACACACAUUUUUAAGCAAUUUACGGAUAGAAAAUAUAAACUUUUAAUUUUUCUAAUCAUAAAUAA